This is a messenger RNA of Phyllotreta striolata, 4660 nucleotides long. Lineage: Eukaryota; Metazoa; Arthropoda; Insecta; Coleoptera; Chrysomelidae. The record is from the annotation of a GenBank genome assembly.
CGUCGGCUGCGGUUUUGUUUUGUUUGUUUUAUGUUUAUUUGUUUGGAUUUUAUUCAUUGUUGUGUUUCGGUAAAAGAUGUGUUAUUUUAUCCAUACUUGAUGAUAAUAUUGUGCAAUUUUUUUGAAGAAAUUCCCGCUUCGCGAGCUGCGCAAAUGCCCAAUCGUCUUCGGUCGUUUACUUAAGGUGUUCUGUGUUUUUUGGGAAAGAAAAAAUGCUACCUCACCGCGCCGACGACCCGGCAGGAAUUUAAUCUCGAGCCGGCUUUAAUGGAAACCACUCUUCAUUAAAGGCAUGCGGAGUCAUGGAAGGCGCUCGCAUCGUACCGAUCCUGGCCGUAUUGGCUACUUUUAUCCGCAUCACGGUAACAGAUAGGCACAUGGUAUCCGACCCGGAACCCAUAGCGCUCCCGUUGGGCUUCACCACGCUGAUGACCUGCGAAAUGGACAUCGAACCCGACAAAUUCGAAUGGAAAUUCUAUCCCACCGACGAUCCCUACGAUCCCGACGCCUUCGUCGACCUCAGCAGCCCCGCCUUCCGCAUGAUACCGCAGGGAUACACCAAACAACGCAAGAAAUCCCUCUUGACCCUUCAAGUGAACAGCACCCAAAACGCCGGCGACUACCAAUGCCUGGCCUACUACGGCGCCUACGUGGUGGCCUCGAUCCCGUGGCGUUUGACCAUCGCCAAGCUGGGCGAGUUUCCGCGCCAGGCGGGCGCCGAGGCGACGGUGGCGCCGGGCAACGCGGUGCUGUGGCGGUGUCCGGCGCCCGAAUCCAAUCCGGAGGCGUCGAUCGAGUACUACAAGGGCGGCGAGCUGGUGAACCAACGCGGCCAGACCAAGUCGCUGGUGUUGGGUAGAGUCGGAGUCGAGGAUACGGGGAUUUACACGUGCAGGGCCACCAAUACCAUCAAAACGGCGAAUUCCACGGCGUAUUUGCGGUUGAAGGUGGACCGGUACGCGCCCUAUUCGCAGCCGCGGUUCAUCGUCGAGCCGAAGAAGACUUAUACGGUGCUUAAAGGCGAUUCGGUGUCGCUGGAAUGCGCCGCCGUGGGCAACCCGGUGCCCGACGUGGUGUGGACGAAGGGCGACAGGCGACUGAUUCAUUCAUCGAACGGCACCCUCACCAUCCACUCGGCGUCGCGAUCCGACGAAGGCGAGUACGUUUGCACGCACACCAACUCGCUCGGGUCGAUCGCGCGCCGCCUGACGUUGGUCUAUCGCGAGGAGCCGACCAUCGAUUGUCCCGUCAACCGCACCGACCCCAAGCAGGGCGAGCCCAUGGACGUGCGGUGCACGGUCGGCGGCGCGCCGCCCCCUCGCCUGUCGUGGUUCCUCAACGGUUUCUCGGUGCUGAACGAUUCGCUGAUCGAGACCCGGGGCGGGCGCAUCGAUUUCGCCCGCAUCGAGAAACGGCACGCCGGCAAUCUGCAGCUGUUCGCCAGGAAUUCGGUGAGGACCGUCUACGCCGGCAUCUACGUCGGCGUCAUACCGUUGAGUUCGACCGAUUCGUCGGUGGCGCCCACUCGGCCGCACAAAAAGCAUUCGUCGAGACGUCCAGCGAAGCACAACAAGCCGCCGAAGCUGAUACCGCCCAGCAAGCCGGUGAUAUCGCGGCUGAACGACGAAUCGGUGGUGGUGCGUUGGAACGUGUCGCAGGACACCGGGCUGCCGAUAUCGUUCUUCAAGGUGCAGUACAAGGAGCUGGGGCCGGCGAAUCCGGCGUCGCACAACGGCAGCGGCGGCGGCGGCCGGUCGAGCCGCUGGAAGACGGCGAAUUUCGACAUACCGCCGAGCAUCAGGGACUACGAUAUAACCAAUCUAAAGCCGGACCACGUGUACCGGUUCCGCAUAGCCGCCGUGUACAGUAACAACGACAACAAAUUGAGCCCGAAUUCGGAGAAGUUCCAUUUGAAGAAGCUGGACUUCGACGUGAGGAAUCCCCUGCCGACGCCGAUCGUCACGCGCACCGAAACCAUCAACACCACCGUCGUUAAAAUCUACUGGACGUGUCCGAGCAGCGAGAAUAUACCGAUCGACGGUUACUACGUGAGCUUCAUGUCCGCUUCGACGGCGGGCGAUUACAUGAAAGCCACGGCCGACGGGAAGCACACCAAAGAGUACGUGAUCACCCACUUGCAGCCGGACACCAUCUACGACGUGAAAUUGCAGAGUUUCAAUUCGAAGUACGCCAGCGAGUUCAGCGCCAUCAUGAAAGCCCGAACCGAAGCUCUUCAACAAGCGCCUUUACCCACGACUAUAACUCCGAUAGUGCCGACUCCUAGGGGAGAAAAAUCCGAAUUUAGCCUGUACGUUAUCGUGGCCGGUGCUGUGAUUGGAUGUGCCUUAUUAAUUUGCGCUGUAACGCUUGUAUUCGUCUGCAGGAAGUGGCAGCAAAAGAAAUCUGUGGAUAAUCGCGACAAAGCGAUCGUGGACGAUCACACGUUGCAGCUGGACGGCAACGAAUAUGUCGUAGUCGGUACGAAAUCGAACGGUUGUACGCCCAAUAGGAUAACGAUAACAGCGAAUCCGCUCGCCGAUGCGGACAACAAGAAUCAAAACAUGAUAGAGAUGUCUUGUUUGUCGGCGCACGCGCAGAAUAACAACUGCGCCAACGCCGUGCGGCAGGAGUCGACGUCGGGCGGCGGCGGCGACGGCGGCGUCGCGGCGCCGCUCCAUUCGCCUGUCAACUCGAAAGACGCCAGCAAAAAGAAGAAGAACAGGGAGAGGGAAAGGGAAAGGGAGAAGGCCGGUUCGAGGCAUAAGAAGGCCUGGCCGGAGAAUUCUUCGUCCGGGGAAAAUUACGUUUAAUCGACUGUUUUGUUUUUUAUUCUUCAUUCGCUGCGGUUAUUGUGAUUCUAUACAGUGAUUUUUAUUGUUAUUAUUCUCGGUGGUUGAUCUGCUAUAAGCAUCUUUAUACACGAAAUGCAACGAACAAUACACCAUUUUAUCUACAGUAUCUACAUACUCGAUUACUUUUGAACUCGCUAGUAUAAUAUUUUAGUUUCUUAGUUGAGCGCAAAUCUCAAUGUUGAUUGUAGCUGUAGAUAAAAUAGGUAACGGAUUUAAAUAAUGUACUAUUUCUAUUAGUACUAAUCUAUAAUUUUUAACUUUUUUCUAUAUUUAAAAUAAUUCACAAUCGUGCCUACGUAGUUUUUCGAGCGAGUAGUGAUAUUUUUCGAGUUGUCAAAGGCUGAUGCGUUUUAAAAACGUUUAUUUUUUUUGUAUAUUUAAAAAAAGAUGUAAAUAUUUAUUGCUAAAGAGUGGAUUUCCAACGAUUAUCUGCAAGAUACUCUCUUAACUGUCGGAUAUAUAGAAUCUCCCCAAGUACCUGACGGGUACGUUUAUACGUUGGUAAAUUCACCUUUAAUUAACUGUAAAUAUUUUUAGAAUUUUUUAGAGUGAAUGAUGUGUCAAAAUAAUUAUUAGGGAUGAUCUGAAACCGAUUUAUUUUUCGAUCUCCCGAUCGAAUUAAUGUCCCCGUUUUAACAUUAAAGACUAAAAAAAAUUGCCACUAGCAAUAAUUUUAAUUAUUUAUUCAACUAGCAGUAUUAACUUAUUAUAUUAAGUAUCUACGGCAGUUAUUUUAUUCCUUAGUAGAACGUAGGUAAAAUAUUUUUGUAAUUUUAUUGAUAUAGAAUGUUGUGAAUGUACUUAAAAAAAACGAAUUUGUUAAUGAUAUAAAAGUAGGAUUUUUUGACAGGUAUCACGGCAGUAUUUCCAGAUGGAUGGUAAAAAAAUUUAUUUGGAAUUCUACAAUAUUGUAAUUAUACCGAUAAAAUAAAAUAUUGCUUCAAUAUUCAUAAAUUAUAAGUUAAAUAAGUGUGAUAUUUUUUAGGUAAAUACUUAACUACUGGUUAUACAGUCUAUGUACAAGUCUAUUAUACUUAUAUGUAUUUUGAAUUUGUGUUAAAAAAAUAUUCAACUGACAAUAGUAUAACAAUGAUUUUUUUAUAGCAUAUUUCUCAAUUUUCAACAAUUUCUUAAAGUUUUUCAAACUUAAAAUAUCUUCAAAUUGUAUACAGUGUAGAAAAUCUAAAAAAUCGAAAGUACUUUAUAUUCUAAUACUACUUGAAUUAGAUAUGUUUCUUUUAAAUCAAUAGAUUAAAAAAAAAUUAGGUAAAUAUAAUAAUAAUAAAUGAGAAAAAGACGAUAUAAUGUUUCGAAAAAAGUACUUUCCAAUUUGAAAAUUCCCUUUAUAUUUUAAUAGGCACUUUGAAUAAUUGUCACCGAAUAAAACUCAUGACUUACCGUUAUUACUGUUCUUAGUGAUGAGUAACAAAGGGCUAGAAGACCUAUUUGAUUUCUUAGUAACGGUCUGCGGUAUGACCGUCAACGAUUUUGGUAUCUUCGGAAGCGGCAGGGCCUUCUCGCCCAACUUGGUCCCCAAACUCUCCACCUGCUUGUCCAACUUCUCCAAUAUAUUCUCCCCCUCGGACAUCCCAUCGCCCAACGACAUCGGCUCGCUUUUGACCGCAGCCGCGCCCUGGCCGAUCUCCAAACCCCUCGCGUUGAUCGACUUCAGCACCGACACCGAAUUCUGCGACACGAGCACCGACUUCGACGCUUGCGCCUCCUUGUCGCGCUUCUGCUUCAUCUCGAAGCUCCGCUUUAUCGCGCACAUCUUCUUGUAGUCCUCCAGCGUUAUGUGAUAGGGCUUC